GAAAGUGUUUUAUUAAUACUGCUACGCUAAGAAAGUGCAGCAGCGCAUCCCUGUCAAACAGGGAGAUGCGUUAGGAUAUAAGAUAUCAUAAAAACUGAAUAAAAACACUUUCAACCAUCAGCGUUGGAAGCCUGUAAAUAUAACUUAGACAUUUAUUUUUAAGUGUGACCGUGUGACUGUUGAUGUUCUGUGGUUUGAGAUGCACUUUACGAUCCCAUUUGUUAAGGAAAUGUAAAGAAAAAAGGAUUAACAAGUAAGAACAAGCAAGCAUGGACCGUAUAAAUGAAGGAAUAUGAUAUCAAGUUUCCGUGUGUCAGAACUACAGGUAUUAUUAGGCUUUGCUGGACGGAACAAAAGCGGUCGCAAGCAUGAACUCCUGUUGAGGGUCUUGCAUUUGCUAAAAAGUGGCUGCAGCCCCGCUGUCCAAAUCAAAAUAAAGGAACUGUACAGACGCCGCUACCCCAGGACCAUUGAAAGUCUCCCAGACCUGUCGGCUCUCAGGUCCUACUCCCAGGACAGUAACUGCUCCUCCCUGCUGGAGUCUGACCUGGCAGUGGCCAUUGAUAACUCUCACCCCACUGGCUCGGUUACUUCCCAUUCAGCUGGUGUCAGUGCUGUGCUAUUGCAUGAGACUAAGCCCAGGCUGGAUAUGCAGCAGCCAACUGCCACGGCCAUGCCCCCGGUCCACCCCGAUGUCCAGAUGAAAAGCUUGCCCUUCUAUGAUGUGCUGGAUGUUCUCAUCAAACCUUCAAGUCUGGGUGCAAGUAGUAUUCAACGGUUUCAAGAGAAGUUUUUCAUCUUUGCAUUAACUCCACAUCAAGUCAGAGAAGUUUGCAUCUCCAGGGAUUUUCUGCCAGGUGGUAGGAGAGAUUAUAUGGUCCAGAUUCAGAUGAGGUUUUGCCUAGCAGAGACGAGCUGCCCUCAAGAAGACAAUUACCCAAACAGUUUGUGUAUCAAAGUCAACGGAAAGAUUUUUCCCUUACCUGGGUAUGCACCUCCUCCCAAAAAUGGAGUGGAGCAGAAAAGGCCAGGCCGGCCAUUAAACAUCACCUCGCUGGUUAGACUAACGUCAGCUGUGCCCAAUCAGAUCUCUGUUACAUGGGCACCAGAAAUUGGCAAGAAUUAUUCAUUGUCUGUGUACCUUGUGAGGCAGCUCACGUCUUCACUGCUGUUGCAGAGGUUAAAGAUGAAAGGCAUUCGAAACUCUGACCAUUCUCGAGCUUUGAUAAAAGAGAAGCUAACUGCAGAUCCCGACAGUGAGAUUGCCACCACAAGCUUAAGAGUGUCACUGUUGUGCCCACUGGGUAAGAUGCGCUUGGCGGUUCCCUGCCGCGCGGUGACGUGCUCUCAUCUCCAGUGCUUCGACGCAGCACUGUACCUGCAGAUGAAUGAAAAGAAGUCCACCUGGAUUUGUCCUGUCUGUGAUAAGAAAGCAGCUUACGAAAGUCUUAGAAUAGAUGGGCUUUUCAUGGAAAUCUUAAAUGAAUGUUUGGAUGUCGAUGAAAUAAAAUUCCAGGAAGAUGGAACCUGGUGCCCAAUGAGACCAAAGAAAGAGGCUCUGAAAGUGUCAAGCCCGUGUUCUACUAAAACUGAAAGCUCCAGUGUGGUGACACGCUCAUGCUCUGUGCUGGCUGCCGGCAGUGAGCCCAUAGGAGUGAAGAAAGCAGACGUGAUCGACCUGACAAUAGAGAGCUCCUCUGAGGACGAGGAGGAGGAGGAGGAGCAAUCUCUUAAGAAGCGUUGCCUCUACAUGAACAUGAAGACAGAGGAGGGUCAUGGCAAGGGCUCAGUAAACACCAGAGUGGUAUCAUACCAGCCCUCUGCAGGGUGCGGGCCCAGCAUGCAGACUGUGGAUACAUCCUUCCUGCCCUCUGCACUCUCUGACUAUGCAGUUCCAUUCCAUCAUUCAACACUCUCCACCAUCCCCACGGACAUGCAAGCAGUUUAUUGUGAUGGAAACAAUGCUGUAGACAACCGUCCAAUGAUUUUCUACAAAGGUCUGGAUUUCCUUUCACUAAUUCAAGGAGACUCGCAGCAGUACUGUGCUCCGAUGUUCCUGGAUAGCCUGGGCAGCACGUUACAGGCAGCAGCCCCCACAAGUGGAGGAAUCAUCUCUGCUUCAUCCUCCUCCACAGCCAGCCACCAUCACCAGGAGAGCAGCAGCCACCACAGCAGCAGCAGCAGCUCCAGCAGGAAUGAGGCUGGGAGAGGAACCAGCAUCACUGACAUCAUUUCUUUGGAUUAGUGACUUUUUAGAUGACACUUGAAGUGUGAUUGACCACCCACCACACCUCACCCCUCUCCUCUGCAGAGCAGUAUGAAAUGCUGCCACCAAACAAACUUGCCCAUUGUUUUUACAUGCAUUUAACAAAAAAGG
Messenger RNA from Polyodon spathula (Mississippi paddlefish), 2377 nucleotides. Its product is annotated as E3 SUMO-protein ligase PIAS2-like. Gene Ontology annotation, biological process: regulation of transcription by RNA polymerase II; protein sumoylation. The transcript is spliced from 16 exons. Bases 293 to 2245 code for a protein of 650 amino acids. The record is from RefSeq and is a predicted model, not a curated record. Gene Ontology annotation, molecular function: SUMO ligase activity; zinc ion binding; transcription coregulator activity. Lineage: Eukaryota; Metazoa; Chordata; Actinopteri; Acipenseriformes; Polyodontidae.